Messenger RNA from Leptosomus discolor (cuckoo roller), 677 nucleotides. NCBI's taxonomy places the organism in Eukaryota, Metazoa, Chordata, Aves, Leptosomiformes, Leptosomidae. The record is from RefSeq and is a predicted model, not a curated record.
GUCAACAGCAAGGACAGGAUGGAGUAAAAGUACAGCAAGCCACAAUAGCUCCAGUUACUGUGGCAGUAGGUGGCAUUGCUAAUGCAGCAAUUGGUGCUGUUAGUCCUGAUCAGAUAACGCAAGUGCAGCUGCAACAAGCUCAACAAGCUUCUGACCAGGAAGUGCAACCUGGCAAGAGAUUGAGAAGAGUUGCCUGCUCAUGUCCUAAUUGCAGAGAGGGAGAAGGAAGAGGCAGCAAUGAGCCAGGAAAAAAGAAACAACAUAUCUGCCAUAUUGAAGGAUGUGGAAAGGUUUAUGGCAAGACAUCUCAUCUUCGAGCACAUCUGCGCUGGCAUACCGGUGAAAGACCAUUUAUAUGCAACUGGAUUUUUUGUGGCAAGCGAUUUACAAGGAGUGAUGAGUUACAAAGACAUAGAAGAACCCACACAGGUGAAAAGAGAUUUGAAUGCCCAGAAUGCUCUAAAAGGUUUAUGCGAAGUGACCAUCUCUCGAAACAUGUCAAAACUCACCAGAACAAGAAGGGUGGUGGAACAGCCCUUGCUAUUGUUACCUCAGGAGAACUGGACUCGUCAGUUACUGAGGUUCUUGGUUCUCCAAGAAUUGUCACUGUUGCUGCCAUUUCUCAAGAUUCAAACCCAGCAACCCCUAAUGUUUCAACAAACAUGGAAGAAUUCUGA